GUUGUCUUUCGGUGUGUGAGUUGUGUCUUGUUCGUUUGGCGGGUUUUCGUGUCUUUUUUGGUUUGUUUGGGACUUUAAAAAAAGAGGAAGAGUUGUGACCGAGUGGUAAUUUUGAAGGUUUUAUACAGGCAUUUCUGCAUUGGGGAAGAAAAUCGGAUAUAAGGAAUUUUGGGAAAAAAAGUCUAGUGUGAUGGUAGAUCGGGCUGCCAGAGGGUGAGCAGGCAUGCCCAGGGCAAAGAACGUAGGAUACUAUGAGCGCCACGGUGCGGGAUGAGCUGGUGGAGAUAGAGAUGCUGGGUAGGCGCGGGGGGCAGGUAGACGAAGAAUCUCCUGGAAGUUCGGAGGAUGACAAGAAGAAGAAGAAGCGUGGCGGAGGACUCCUGGAACUGCUUGGCAAGCUUUGGCAGCCUCGGAGGAACAGGUACAGCAGGAGGAAAACCGCAAAGAGGAACCACAAGUUUUCCACCUCGACGGAUUUCCAAUAUGGAGAAACAGAGAGACGAAUCAAAGCGAACGAUCGACAGUUCAACGCGCAGUUCAACUAUGCUAACAAUUACAUCAAAACUUCUAAGUACUCACUGCUCACAUUCAUCCCGCUCAACCUGUUUGAGCAGUUCCAGCGGUUGGCCAACUUCUAUUUCCUCUGCCUUAUGGUCCUGCAGAUGAUAAAUGUCAUAUCUUCACUUACUCCGAUCACUACAGCUGUUCCUCUCAUUGGUGUAUUGUGUCUCACAGCGAUCAAGGACGCUUAUGAUGACUUUCAAAGACAUGUCAGUGACUCCCAGGUUAACAACAGAAAGGCACUGGCUGUCCGUGAUCUUAAACUUGUGGAAAGUAAAUGGUCACAGGUCAGGGUGGGAGAUGUUAUCAGGAUGGAGAACGAUCAGUUUGUUGCUGCUGACGUUCUUCUUCUCAGCACAAGUGAACCUAACGGUCUCUGUUUUAUUGAAACUGCUGAGUUGGAUGGAGAAACAAAUUUAAAAUCAAAAGUGUGUCUAGUUGAAACUGCUGAUAUGGGACAGGAUGAUGGUCUACUUGGAAGUUUCGAUGGUGAAAUAAUCUGUGAACCUCCAAAUAAUUUGCUCAACAAAUUUGAUGGUACUUUGAUGUGGAAAGGGAAAAGGUAUCCUCUUGAUAAUGACAAAAUCUUGCUCAGAGGUUGUGUUUUAAGAAAUACUGAUUGGUGCUAUGGUGUCGUCGUUUUUGCUGGGAAGGACACCAAGCUUAUGCAAAAUUCAGGGAAAACAAAGUUUAAGAGGACAAGUAUCGACAAACUCUUGAAUUUUAUCAUUAUUGGGAUUGUAUUCUUUCUCAUUUUAAUCUGCUUAUUCUGCAUGGCUGCAUGUGGUAUUUGGGAAACCAUGACAGGAAGAUAUUUCCAACUGUAUUUGCCUUGGGAUAAACUCGUCCCUAGUCAUCCAGUCAGUGGUGCAACAAUCAUAUCGUUACUUGUAUUCUUUUCCUAUGCUAUCGUGCUCAACACUGUAGUGCCAAUUUCACUUUAUGUCAGUGUCGAAGUUAUAAGAUUGUUACAAAGUUUUUUAAUUAAUUGGGAUGAAAAAAUGUAUUGUGAAAAAAGGCAGAUGUCAGCAAAAGCUAGAACAACUACACUAAAUGAAGAGUUAGGUCAAAUUCAAUAUAUAUUUUCAGACAAAACUGGAACGCUAACCCAAAAUAUAAUGACUUUCAACAAAUGCUCUAUUGCCGGAAAGAGUUAUGGAGAAGUUAUAGAUAAAGUCACAGGAGAAGUGUUAGAAGUAACUGAUGAUACAGAGACUGUAGAUUUUUCCUUUAACAAAGACUAUGAAGAAACUUUUAGGUUUUUUGAUAAUACUCUCUUAGAAGCUGUAAGAAGUAACAAAAAUGGUGAUGUAGUCCAGUUCUUCAAAGUAUUAGCUCUUUGUCAUACUGUUAUGUCUGCUGAAAAAAAUGGAAAGUUAGUUUAUCAAGCUCAGUCACCAGAUGAAGCAGCUCUUGUUUCGGCAGCGAGAAAUUUUGGCUAUGUUUUUAGAGAACGAAGUCCUAAUAGCAUCACUAUUGAGGUGUUAGGAAAGAAGGAGGUUCACGAACUAUUGUGUAUAUUAGAUUUUAAUAAUGUUAGGAAACGAAUGUCUGUGAUAUUGCGCCAUAAUGGAAAAUUAAGACUGUAUUGUAAAGGAGCUGACAAUGUUAUUUAUGAAAGAUUAAAACCUGGAGAUAAUGAACUUAAAAGGGCGACUCAGGAACAUUUGAAUAAAUUUGCUGGAGAUGGGCUGAGAACAUUGUGCCUCGCAGUGAGGGAUUUGGAUGAGAAAUACUUUAAUCAAUGGAAAGCGAGGCACCAUGAAGCUGCACUUUCUUUAGACAACAGGGAUGAAAAAUUAGAUGCCAUCUACAAUGAGAUAGAAAAUCACAUGACUUUAGUUGGAGCAACAGCAAUUGAGGACAAAUUGCAAGAAGGUGUUCCUCAAACAAUAGCCAGUUUAAGUGCUGCGGGUAUCAAAAUUUGGGUCCUCACUGGAGAUAAACAAGAAACUGCUAUAAACAUCGGCUAUUCAUGCCAACUGCUCAGUGAUGAAAUGGAAGUCAUGAUAGUUGACGGUCAUACAGUGGAAGAAGUGACAAAACAAUUGGCAAAAUGUCGUGAUACACUUCUCCUUGGAGGCCACCCAAUGGCACAACAUAACAACAACGCACAUCACCCACCAGCUAUUUCAGUAGUAACUUUUACGGAAACGGAUUACCAUAAGCCUGAUAUUGAGGAAGAUACUAGUUUAUUAUUUGCACUGGUCAUGAAUGGACACUCUUUAGUUCAUGUAUUUCAUCCACAAGUUGAAAAAAUGUUUUUAGAAGUUAGUACAAUGUGCAAAUCAGUUAUAUGUUGCAGAGUAACUCCACUACAGAAAGCCAUGGUCGUGGAACUCAUUAAAAAGACCAAAAAAGCAGUAACUCUAGCUAUUGGAGAUGGUGCCAAUGAUGUUUCGAUGAUAAAAGCUGCCCAUAUUGGAAUAGGAAUAAGUGGCCUAGAAGGAAACCAAGCAAUGUUGGCUUCAGAUUAUUCUAUCGGGCAAUUCCGAUUCCUUGAGCGAUUAUUAUUAGUUCAUGGAAGAUGGUCUUAUUAUAGAAUGUGCAAAUUUUUAAGAUAUUUUUUCUAUAAGAACUUUGCAUUUACUCUUUGCCAUUUUUGGUAUGCAUUUUUCUGCGGCUUUUCUGCUCAAACGGUAUUUGACCCAAUGUUCAUCGCAGUUUAUAACCUAUUUUAUACAUCUUUGCCGGUCCUCGCUAUAGGAGUUUUCGAUCAAGAUGUAAGUGAUAAGAGCAGUAUUAUGUAUCCUCAACUCUACACUCCUGGUCAUACCAAUUUGUUAUUUAAUAAAAAGGAAUUUUUAAGAAGUGCUUUAUACGGUUUUUAUACUUCUUGUAUAUUAUUCUUCAUUCCUUAUGGUACAUAUAAAGAUGCAGUUACUUCAAGAGGGCACGUUCUUUCUGAUCAUAUGCUAGUCGGGAGUGUUGUUGCUACUAUUCUAGUCAUUGUAGUUACUGCUCAGGUUGCCCUUGAUACAUCCUACUGGACUGUUUUUAAUCAUAUAACAAUCUGGGGCUCACUAGGAUGGUAUUUCAUGUUGGAUUAUUUUUACAAUUAUAUUAUCGGAGGUAGUUACGUUGGCUCCUUAACAACGGCUAUGAGAGAAUCUACUUUUUGGUUUACUACUGCCCUUACCCUUGUCGUUUUACUUGUGCCUGUCCUAGCAUGCAGAUUUUUCUUCAUAGACGUGUUCCCUACAUUGUCGGACAGGAUAAGAUUAAAACAAAGACUUGCUAGUAUAAGAACUAAGCAAACUCAAGAUAUUUUAAGAACACCUUCAGCCAGAAAAGCAAGGAGAUCGAUAAGGUCAGGCUAUGCUUUCUCGCAUUCAGAAGGUUUUGGAAGACUAAUUACCUCUGGAAAAAUCAUGAGGAAGCUACCUCGGUCGGAUUUUCUGGGUUUCCAUUCCCCGUCCGUGAGGCCUGGAAAUGACCCAGCUCCAUGACACGGGGAGGAGGGUGGGGGAAAUCUACCACCAGUUAUUCCAAUGUAUCUACCUUAAUGGCAGAUAUUCCUCAGAAGACGGCUCCCACCCUCUUGUUUCUUCAUUUAUCAUUGGACUUAAAAUGAUAAUUAUGAAGUCAAUUAAAUGUAUAUUUUUAAAUACUAAUUAAUUUGAAACCGGAAGUGAAACUAUUUUAACUUUGAAAGUAACAGUAGAAACUGUUAAGAAGAUGUCAAAUAUACUUGACCUCUUCUUUUAUCUGAAAUCUUUCAUCAUUCACAGUGAAUGUACUUUGUAACUUUAAACAAUGUUCCUUGAUUUUAAAGGAAUUACGGACAAAAUUUAUUUAGGCCAAUUUUUUAUAAAUAGUUUUUCUAACUUUGUCAAUUUUAAAUAAAGUUAGUUUUAACAAAGUAUAUUAUGACAUAUCUGGUUUCAUUUUAGUCAAUACAUAUCUGUUGUAAAUAUAGUUAAUAGAUAUCUGUAGUAAUUUAGUUAUUUAUUUGUGAUGGAUGUCAUUUGUUUUUGGAAAUUUUAAACUUUUUCAUCAAUAUGUGUCAAAUGUCAGUUAAGUGAAAUCCAUCUUUUGUGUAAAUGUAUAUAAUAAUAAAAUUAAGGCAAGGGUACAAUUAAUGUAUCCGGUGCUACAAUUCUAAGAAGUAUUAUUGAUACUGCAUGUCUAUAUUUUUGUAUUGUCUAUAUGAAAAUUAAUUUUUUGUACCAAAAAAUAUUGUACAGAAAUACUUUAAAUAUAUAUAUAUAUAGUUCAUAAAAAUCUUUUGUAAACUAGUUUUCAUAUAAAAGAGUUUUUGGCCAAUGUUGAUUUUUGUAUAAAGUUUAUAAACAAUGUUACAAACUUUUAACAUAUUUUAAAACUGACUAUAUUACCAAUGUUAUGUAUUUUUGUAAAUAUGUUGAAGUUAUUUAAAAAACUUUUAUUUUUAAAGAUUUAAAUUACAUUUUGUUAUUGUACCUCCAAAAUAUAACUACCAUAUCACUAGUUUUAAUGUUGUUUCAAUUUCCUUUAAAAAAUAUGUUGUUGUUUUUAUUUAAUUAGAUAAAUAAAUCGGUUUAUAUCAAGUCUGUACUUGUUUAAUCUUGAGUAGAGUAAUAGAGGACAAACAUAAUUAUUGAUGGAAAG
This is a messenger RNA of Nezara viridula (southern green stink bug), 5151 nucleotides long. NCBI's taxonomy places the organism in Eukaryota, Metazoa, Arthropoda, Insecta, Hemiptera, Pentatomidae. The record is from the annotation of a GenBank genome assembly.